AUGUCGUUCGAUGCUGAAGGUUUGUACCUUGUGAGACGUUUUAGUGAACUUACUCGCAACGAAAAGAUUGCCGAGCCACUUUCCCAAGGACUUGCGGAAAAAUUAGAUCAUGACAUUGAACGGGAGAGGAAGGGGAAGUAUUUCUACAAGGAGGUGACUCAAAAAACAAAGAAGGUCAACCAAAUGACAAGAAAUUACGGCCAUGAUCUAUACUCUGAAGAACUCUCAGUAGCAUGGAGAAACCUCGAAGACAAGCUCAAGCUGGAUAAAUCUGGGGUGCCAAUCACGAGUGGAAAUAAUGGCACGGAUAUUCUGCUUUUGACAAUACAGCUUCAACAAGAUAUUUUGCAAAAGAAGCAAGAGUCCAAGGGUGCUAAAGUCAAGACUUUCCUAAAAAGAACUGUACAAAGUCUAGAGAAUCACAAGUAUCUCUUUGCAUUGCUACCGAGUGGGGACAGGUAUACCAGCGUAUUCACUGGCGCCUUCUCUGCCUUGGUCAAGGCAAGCGUAACUAAUAGCAAAAUCGCGGACGAGAUAUCUGACGCAUUGGACGAUAUAUCGGACCAAGUCCGAUCUUUUGGAAUUGCGGCUGCCACCACACGAUAUCAAAGAUCUACAUACAUCAAAUGCCAUAUAACUGAAUUUUAUAUCCAGCUUUUUGACUUCCUUGAAGUUAUAAUUCGUGAAUGGUAUCAAUCGUCUUGGAAACGCUUUUCGAAAUCGCUUGGUCGUUCAUUCUUAGAAGAAACCGUUCAAAAGACAGUUCAAAGGUUACAGACAUAUACGACUCGAGUCGCAGCAGAAGAGAGACACAUAUCUGAAGAGCAGAAUCGUAUGCAAUUAUUGCAGAUUGGAAAUAUGGUGCAAAAGCUUUUACUGGACAUUAAAGAACUGAAGGACAGAUUAAACGAGAUCAGUCCCCCAACCACACCAGAAUCGAAAUGGCAAAGGGGUUUCGGUGGGGCUUGGAAUCAUUCAGGCGUUCAUAGUAAUAGCCUCAACUCUUCAUUAGAUUCUAGCCCUCGCUGGUCGAAAAGAAGUAUGCUUGAAGACAGCGAAUUUCUUCGUCAAUAUGUACAAGCUUCUGUUGAUGUCGACAGAUUGAUUGUGAUGGGCCAAUCCCUAGUAGUCAAUGCUAAUAUCUCGACACGUAUCCGACAGUGGAUCAUAGCACCUUCGUCUAGAAUUCUGUGGAUUGAAGGUCCACAUGGCGUAGAACAGCCUAGCCAAAACGCUUUCGUAUCGGCUUUUGUUUUGAGGAAUCUUCGGCUUACUCAUGUUCCAGUGAUGGCCGAGUUCUGUCACUAUGAUGCAAAAGAUUGGAGGACGUGGAAUCCAGCAACCGAACUUCUCAAACUUGUCUAUGGUCUUAUCGGACAAACUAUAAAUAUGAUGGAGGAUGAUAUUGAGACAGAUGGAACAUGUCCUGAUUUCUCCGCCGAGCGCUUCCAAAGACUGAAAGAGAAUACUGACGCACUACCAGCGGCAAUCCAGUUGUUAGCAGAUCUAAUUUCAGUCGGACCAGCUCUAAAGUUUUGCAUUAUCGAUGGUUUGGAGAUAUUCGAUGGGUUUGAAGGGAGUACGCUGCUCAUGAAGAGUUUCAAAGACCUGAUUGCCCUUGUAUGUAAAUGUGUUGCUGCAAAGUCGUUCCCAGGUCGAGAACGAAUUUUCAAAGUACUUUUCACAACCAAUGGUUUUGUGAGAGAGCUCGCAGAUUGUCAUGAUGCGGAAUCUUUUGUGCGAUUAACUUAUGACGACGAGGAAGAAGACGAACUUCUUACAUAUCCUUGA
This is a messenger RNA of Botrytis porri, 1791 nucleotides long. RefSeq lists its product as uncharacterized. The record is from RefSeq and is a predicted model, not a curated record. The transcript has 3 exons. Lineage: Eukaryota; Fungi; Ascomycota; Leotiomycetes; Helotiales; Sclerotiniaceae. Bases 1 to 1791 code for a protein of 596 amino acids.